Lottia gigantea (owl limpet) is the source of this 1371-nucleotide messenger RNA. RefSeq lists its product as hypothetical. The transcript is spliced from 2 exons. The record is from RefSeq and is a predicted model, not a curated record. The coding region runs from base 1 to 1371 and encodes 456 amino acids. NCBI's taxonomy places the organism in Eukaryota, Metazoa, Mollusca, Gastropoda, Lottiidae.
AUGUUACUACAGGACGAGGAAGAUGUUACUACAGGACGAGGAAGAUGUUACUACAAGAUGAGGAAGAUGUUGAUCCACAAGACGAGGAAGAUGUUGAUGAAGACUACUAUAAGACCAGGAAGAUGUUACUACAAGACGAGGAAGAUGUUGAUGAUGAAGAGUACUACAGGACGAGGAAAAUGUUACUACAAGACGAGGAAGAUGAUGAUGAAGAGUACUACAAGACGAGGAAGAUGUUACUACAAGACGGGGAAGAUGUUACUACAAGACGGUGAAGAUGUUGAUGAAGACUACUGCAAGACGGGGAAGAUGUUGAUGAUGGAGACUACUACAAGACGAGGAAGAUGUUACUACAAGACGAGGAAGAUGUUACUACAAGACGAGGAAGAUGUUGAUGAAGUCUACUACAACUACAAGACCAGGAAGAUGUUAAUACAAGACGAGGAAGAUGUUGAUGAUGACGAGUACUACAAGACGAGGAAGAUGUUACUACAAGACGAGGAAGAUGUUGAUGAUGACGAGUACUACAAGACCAGGAAGAUGUUACUACAAGACGAGGAAGAUGUUGAUGAUGAAGAGUACUACAAGACCAGGACGAUGUUACUACAAGACGAGGAAGAUGUUGAUGAUGGAGACUACUACAAGACGAGGAAGAUGUUUUACAAGACGAGGAAGAUGUUACCACAAGACGAGGAAGAUGUUGAUGAAGACUACUACAAGACCAGGAAGAUGUUACUACAAGACGAGAAAGAUGUUGAUGAUGAAGAGUACUACAAGACGAGAAAGAUGUUACUACAAGACGAUGAAGAUGUUGAUGAUGGAGACUACUACAAGACGAGGAAGAUGUUACUACAAGACGAGGAAGAUACGAGGAAGAUGUUGAUGAAGACUACUACAAGACCAGGAAGAUGUUACUACAAGACGAGGAAGAUGUUGAUGAUGAAGAGUACUACAGGACGAGGAAAAUGUUACUACAAGACGAGGAAGAUGAUGAUGAAGAGUACUACAAGACGAGGAAGAUGUUACUACAAGACGGGGAAGAUGUUACUACAAGACGGUGAUGAUGUUGAUGAAGACUACUGCAAGAUGAGGAAGAUGUUGAUGAUGGAGACUACCACAAGACGAGGAAGAUGUUACUACAAGGCGAGGAAGAUGUUACUACAAGACGAGGAAGAUGUUGAUGAAGACUACUACAAGACCAGGAAGAUGUUACUACAAGACGAGGAAGAUGUUGAUGAUGAAGAGUACUACAAGACGAGGAAGAUGUUACUACAAGACGAGGAAGAUGUUGAUGAUGGAGACUACCAUAAGACGAGGAAGAUGUUACUACAAGACGAGGAAGAUGUUACCACAAGACGAGGAAGAUGUUGA